AUAUUUAACGAAACUGCAUUUAACGAAACCAAGAGUGACAACAAAACGACAGCUUAUGUGGAGAAAUCGUGUAUUUAAGGCUGUCUGUGCCAAAACAAAAACAAAUAUAUGCUGAUUGUUAUUCGUAAGACAGACAAGUCGAUUACGUAGCCGUUGCAAGGCUUUUAAAAAGCUAGGAAGUUUUGCCAAGAAUUCUGUGCUUACAAGUACAACAUAACAAAAACUUAUCGAUACUUCCAGCAACAGCGCCCUAACAUUCUCGAUUUGCAUAUAGCAGAGCAAUAACAGAGCUUUACGUAUCUAAAUAAAUACCGUAUCUGACAGAUGCGUGCCAAAGCAUUGCGGUAUUGUUUUUGUGUGCGUGAGUGGAGAAGCAAAUUCUAAAUUGGUUUUUAUAUAAGCGCCGUGGAUGCUUUUAAACAAUUACCACACGCAUAAUAAAUUUAUCAAUUUUUAUACACUCGAAAAUACACACACAUUCGUGCUUGUGCUUGUGACUGUGCUACCAACGCAACAAGGAAAAACUCCCAUGACAACGCUGAAUAAUAAACGACAACAACAACACUAGCAACGGCAAGUGUGCGAUAAAGUAAAUAUGCAUAUGGGCAGACACAAUUAAAAAUACACCAAGAAGGGCAAAUCAGCUUGUGUUCCGCGCACCGAGUCCCCCAACGAGCGCGCCCAGCCCCAGACAAAGCACAUGUACACAUAUGUAUAUGUAUAUGCAUGAAUGUGCGUGUAUGUGUGCGUGUGAGCCACCUGCUGCUGCUGCUGCCCUGGGCCAGUCCCAGUGUACAACAACUCUAAAGUGACCAGCGUCGGCAGCACCAGUCCCAGUCCCCGCCACACUCCAACGAAAGUAGCGCGAGCAGCAAAAGAAGCUGCGGCGGCAGCAGCAGCAACAACAACAGCUACAAUAAGAACAUGAACGCCAGCCUAAUAUACGAGAUACUCAUGUAUCUAAAUUCGUUCUAUUUUGGCAUGUACGCCGCAUUCGAGGUGGGCGUGGGCGUUCUAAAGGCAAUCAAUCUAGAAUAUGGAGAAAACAUUUUGUCACGUGAGGCGACCAUCUUGCUCUCGUUGUUCAUCAUCGAAACGCUGCGCAUCGUCUUUGGUCGCAAGAGCAGCCUCAGUGAUCGUGGCUGGCAAGCAACCGCGUCCGUAAUAUUAACACUGCCCAGUCUAGCUAUUGUUAUUUAUUUAUGUUGUUUUCAAACCUUUGUUCUUAAGCUCGAAAUUAUUCUGAGUGCCUUAAUGAUCAUUCUACAAGGUGCUGAACUAGUCUACGCCAGCAUAUUCAUUUGUACAAUGUGUCGACCCGUUACAUAUACCUAGCAGUUGGUUAACGUUGCCACGUCGAUGCCGAUGUCAGCAACAGCAACAACAACAGAAACAACAGCAACAGCAAAAACAACUGCAGCAAUGCAAGUAAAUGAAGCUGCAUUGAUACGACGACGACAACGCAUCCUUUGGCAUAAUUACAUCAAACUCUUUACGUUUAAGUUGAGCGAUAUUGGUGUAUAAAGAGCGAAUCACGAACCGCAACCAUAAACUCACACACACGCACAAACCUCUAAGGAUAUACUAACCCCAGAC
This is a messenger RNA of Drosophila busckii, 1596 nucleotides long. RefSeq lists its product as uncharacterized. The transcript is spliced from 2 exons. Gene Ontology annotation, biological process: non-motile cilium assembly. NCBI's taxonomy places the organism in Eukaryota, Metazoa, Arthropoda, Insecta, Diptera, Drosophilidae. Bases 925 to 1335 code for a protein of 136 amino acids. Gene Ontology annotation, cellular component: ciliary transition zone. The record is from RefSeq and is a predicted model, not a curated record.